Molecule: messenger RNA, 1547 nt
Organism: Ziziphus jujuba (common jujube)
Lineage: Eukaryota; Viridiplantae; Streptophyta; Magnoliopsida; Rosales; Rhamnaceae
Product: 2-alkenal reductase (NADP(+)-dependent)
Exons: 4
Coding region: 224-1279 (351 amino acids)
Molecular function (GO): 2-alkenal reductase [NAD(P)H] activity
Source: RefSeq, a predicted model, not a curated record
AUUUUUUAUUUUAUUAUAUUUUUUAAAGAACACUACCCCUUAACAAUAUGAUCAUGAUCAUAGGCAUAUAAUAAUCAAUUAAAAAAAUUAAAAUGUAAAGGAAAGUCGUUGGUUAUCAAAUAGUAUAAAUGUAAGAAUACAUAUGUAUAUAGCAGAUUAAGGGUGGAAAUUAAGGAGGCUUCAAUUAAAUUAAAUCAGCAUCGAAGAUCGAGAGAGAAUAUCAAUGGCAGAAAAAGAAGAACAAGUAGUUAGAAACAAGCAGGUAAUAUUAAACAAGUAUGUGGAGGGAUUUCCCAAGGAGGAGGACAUGCUAGUGACUUCGUCUGCAAGUAUAAAGCUUAAGGUGCCUGAUGGUUAUGGUGGGAUUCUGGUGAAGAACCUCUACUUGUCCUGCGAUGCCUACCAGCGGAUUCUCAUGACACACAUACCUAAUUCUGCCGCCGUCUUCGGUUUUUAUAACAUUGGCUCUCCAUUAUUUGGGUAUGGAGUGGCCCAAGUGUUGGAUUCAGGACAUCCAGAGUUCAAACAAGGCGACUUAGUAUGGGGGGUAACUACAUGGGAAGAGUACAGCCUCCUUCCCACGCCCGAAAACCUCGUCAAGAUCCUCCACACCGAUGUACCUCUUUCCUCCUACGCUGGAAUUCUCGGUAUGCCAGGUUUGACUGCUUAUGCAGGAUUCUACAAAGUAUGUAAUCCUAAGAAAGGAGAAAAGGUGUUCAUAUCAGCAGCAUCCAGUGCAGUGGGUCAGCUUGUUGGCCAAUUUGCUAAACUGUCAGGCUGUUAUGUUGUUGGAAGUACUGGGAGCAAAGAAAAGGUGGAGCUAUUGAAAGGAAAGCUUGGAUUUGAUGAUGCAUUCAACUACAAGGAAGAGCAAGACUUGGAGGCAACCUUAAAGAGGUAUUUCCCGCAAGGCAUAGACAUUUACUUUGACAACGUUGGGGGCAAAACACUUGAGGCUGUGCUUCUCAACAUGAGACAGUUUGGACGCAUUGCUAUAUGCGGAAUGGUAUCACAGUACAAUCUUGAUGAGCAGGAAGGAGUUAAAAAUCUAAUGCAACUGGUAUCGGGGCGUAUUCGUAUGGAAGGAUUCAACGUUAUUGAUCACCUUCCUAAGUAUUCUGAAUACUUGGAGUAUGUGCUACCCUAUAUAAGACAGGGCAAGAUUGUCUCCGUAGAAGACAUUGCUCAAGGCCUCGACUCUGCUCCAUCGGGUCUUGUUGGACUCUUCACAGGUCGCAAUGUUGGAAAACAACUCAUUCAUCUGUCUGAACCCCAUUAAAUACGAUCAUAUCUAUCUAUCUGUAUAUUUGAUCUUGUAUGACUAAAUAUUACUGCCAUGUCCCUUCAUGGUGACAGCUAGCUAGUGAGCUUCUUCAAUUUAUAUCAAGUUUUCUAUACGCAGCAUGUAUAUUAAUGAAUCUUGAAGCAACCUUUUUUUGUUCAGUCCUAGGGCAUGUGCACGUUAUUAGUCUACCACAUACAGACCAUUAAAAAGGUCAUUUCCUUGUGAUAUAUGUAAUCAAUAAUAUCCUCACAUCUUUAUUGAA